AUGAAGGAAGACGACUUGUUAUUAUUUUUAGACUUAUUAGAUCUUGAUGAAGAACUGGUCAACUAUCGUCUCCAGACUAUUAUGAGCCGGAAAAGCUUUACAAUACAACAUUUAACUAACGCAAGCCACUUGCUUAAUUACAAAUAUCUAGUAAACAUAAAGGAAAGUGAUGAAUGCGAAAAUGAUUUAGAAUUUGAAUUUAUUGGCAAAUUAAUUGAAAAUCUAGAUGAGAAGCAUAUUGAUACCAUUUGCAACAUAGUAAGUGUUAUUUUAUGUUUAAACCCGAGUUCAAUACUAGUAAAAUCUGAACAUCUUUUACAAGAACUUUUGAAUAUUCCUUUUACCAAAGAAUAUAUCGACUGUGAGGAGAACCAUUCUAAGCUAUUGUCACACUUGAAGUUGUGUGAUAGUGUAGUUGAAGCUGUUAUAAAGGUUGGUGAGAAGUUAUCAUUGCCAUUUCUCAGUGUGCCCUUACAAAAUAUUAUUUUCAGUGCCAAUGAGGGCUUAAAAAGACAUUUUUUAACAAAAACUGUAAAGAAAUUCUUUGAUGGUGUCACUGCCUACAACAUACUAGAUAGAAUAUGGCAUAGUAUAACACAAGAUGCUGAUAAAUUAGAUUCUCUUAAAGUACUAUCCGUCUUAUCAAAUUACUAUCUGCCUCUACCUGACAAAGAAGGAAUAGUGUUAUUUCAAUCGAGUGUAAUUAGUCAGAGGGAAUUUUGGGAAAUUUGUUAUUUUGGUUUAAUUUCAAAUGACCCAGUAAUUAGAAAACUAGCUAUUUAUCUGCUGAAGAGGACAAUAGAUUGUUUAAUGAUUUCCAACUUAGAUAUUGAUAUCUCAACACCAAUAGUAACAAUGAAAUGGGUGCCUUCUGUUAGGGGCGAUAUGAAAAAAAGCUGGGACAACUAUUUCAUUUUAAUUGAUAGUUUGGAAGAAAAACAGAGUAAUAUAGUAUUACCGUCUUUGCAUUUAUUUACUGUUGUUCAAUUGCUUGGGAAGUGCUGGCUAAAUUGUGCUUAUAAUAUAGGACUUCAACAUGACAAUUUAGAAGUCAAAACUACUUGCAUUAAGCAUAGACUAAGUCUUGAAAUAUCAAAUGAUAUAGAGGCCAAUAUUUUGUUGGAUUCCCUAAACGAUAUGAAUAUUUUUGAUAACCAAACUGACUGUGAUAUAGUAAAAGAAAAGUUUACAAAGAAUAUUAUAGAUGAACAAUCAUUUAUGAUGGUCAUAAGGAAUAUAACAAAAACAAAAUGGUCACCUGUACCACUGUACCACUUGAGUGAUAUUUUAGCAAAAAGAAACCAUGGGAGACUGCCAGAAGUCAUAUUUGAAUACCUGUAUGAGUUAAUUAAAGUGCCAUGUAAUAAUGUUGUUAUAAGACGGGCAUUUUAUCAAAACCUUUUUUAUAUAAUUGGUAAUUCUUGUGAAAGCCUAUCUUGGAAGAGAAUCUUGAAUUUGUUUAAUUUGAUCACUACAAAUUAUUUGGUAGAUAAAAAGAUAUUAGAUGAAUUGUCAGACAUAGAAUUAGGAAAAAAGGGAGAUUCUUAUAGACAUUUAUUUGAUGUAAUAAAAAAUUUAAGUGUACAUGAUAAAAGGUCAGUUUUAGAGGAAUUAACAAAGUCACACUUAAAUAUUGACUUUACUAUUGUAUAUUUAAUGGGACAUGAGGACGAAGUAUCGUCUUUUAUAGCAUUACUUGAAAGUAUGUUCAACAAUAUAAAAAGUACUGAUGCCACUAUGGCAUUUGAUGUCAUACAAGAUGCAAUAUUUUUGUCAAGCCUACUCAAUAAAGUCCACGGCAGUAAGCUAGCAUCAAUUAAUAUCCUACUUAAUAAAAGAAGGCACAUUCUACUUGACUAUAUAGAUAUUUUACUAAACACUGACAUCAAUUAUAAUACAUUAGAUAAUGUUAUACUGUUACUAGAAAAUUUAGUACACACAUACAACUUACAAAGUUGUCCAGAAAAACAUAAUAAUUUAUACCGCAGCUCAAUAGCAUUACUGAGAGAUGGUUAUAAUAUAAGCAAGAAUAUUUUUUGUGUAUAUUUAUUGAAUAUCAUGUGUUAUCAAAAUACCAGUGAGAUGGAAGUAGAUAUCCAAGAUUUGAUUAAAAUAUUUAAUAAUGUAAAUAAAUUGAAUUCAAAAGAAGGCAAUGGAAAACUGAGAAAUUUGUUCAAUUCCAAAGCUUGCGAGGUGAUUUAUUCUUUACUGCAGAGGGACGACCGAGACAGUUCAUACUGUAUAUUUGAUUAUAUAGAAAAUUCGUUAGAAUCGGGAGAUUGUUUAAGAUUUAUAUUACAGAUAGCAAAUAUAAUUCUUCCUAAGAUUUUAGAAACAGAUAAAUUUAAUAUCACCAAUUUCUUUCAAUGUGUUUGGAAUGAACUGGAAGCAAAGAAGACACAUAGGGAAUAUUCAGAAUGUAUGGAGGGUUUUAUUCAAUUAAUAACGAAAGAGGCUGUACUUAAAGUACCAAAAUAUAAUAAUGAAGUGAUAUUUUACUGCAGUAAGAUCAUAGAAUUCUCUAUGGUGAAGAUAAUGCCUUUAUUCCACUUAGUGGAUGCGAUGGGUAGAGAUAAUGUACUGCAUUAUGGACAUCUUGUUUAUGUUUUUAGCGAAAUUUUAUUAGUUGUUGCUGUGCCUAGAAAGGACAAUAGGAUUACGGAAAAUUUAAUUGUUGACAUAUCAAAAGAGAGCAAGUUUACAAACAAUAAAAAAUCUGUGUACACAACUUUUCAUACCGAGUAUAGAUCUUUAGAAAUCCUCGCUACUAUAAAGGACGUAAAAAUAUUAGAGGCAACCGCGUCUUUAAUUACGAAAAAAAUUGACGAUCAAUUCAAGAACAAACAGAGAUAUCACAGAAAUUCCACACUACAUAGGAUGUUGCAUGUGGCGUUGCAACACUUGUUGUUUAUUUUCCUGAAACAUAGAAAUAGUUAUGUAGAGGAUGUCUUCGAAUGGUGCUUUAGUUUCCUGAUCAGAAUUCCUCACCAGACCUCGACGAAAUUGUAUUUGGAAUGGUAUAUUACGCUGUAUUUUUAUUUCAAGGGAUUCCUUAUAACGGAUGUCUUAAAUCUUCUUACUACUAAUAAAGUCCCUAUUCUAUCUCAGUUUAUGAUACUAUAUUGGCUCCUCAAACGUCGAGCCCUAAGAAACAGCCUCGAGGAAACCGAAUUUAAAAUAGUUUUGGAUUAUUUUCUGGAAAAUACAAUGGGCCCGACAUACAGCGUGCGUUUGUAUGCCCAAUAUCUUGUAACGAGGUUGCAUUUGCUUGUUGAAAAAUCGAAAACAUUUAAUCUAAUUGGAUACGAGCAAGCGAUUAAUGUGGUGAAGAAAACUCUCACCGAGGCAUCCAAAUUGAAGGAGAAAAGCUAUGAGAAGUUACUGAAUGAUUAUUUCGUUCACGAUUUUGACAUAGUGAACGAUUUGACUCCUUGUUCCAUAUAUUACAGUUCGCACGAUGAACGAACGAACGAACAUAUAGACGAAAAUGUAGCUCUGCAGACAUUCGUAGGCAUGCAACAAUUAGACGAUGGAGACGAAGAUUCCUUAUAUCAAGAAUGGAGUCAAUUUAACAAGAAUCGUAAAAUAAGCCUAAGAAAGUUUAUCACAGUUUUGAAAGAGGCGAAAGAAGUUGAGCUGACGAGUGGCAUAAUUCAAAAGAAGUACAUACCUUGGAAGAGUAUGAGCGAUAUCGAUAUUGUUGAUAUGAAGAAAAUGGAAAAUAAAACCGAGCUGAUCGUAGUGGCGUCGUUGAUAGACAAGUUGCCGAACCUGGGUGGCAUGGCGCGGACUAGCGAGGUAUUUGCCGUCAACACAUACGUCAUAGACAGCUUAAGGCAUCUGCAGGAUAAACAGUUCCAGGGCCUGAGCGUAUCAGCAGAAAGGUGGGUUAACGUCGUCGAAGUUCGACCAGGCCAACCGCUGAAGGAUUACCUCUCGCAGAAGAAGACGGAAGGAUACGCCAUCGUGGCGGCCGAACAGACUUCGAAUAGCAUCAGUCUUCAAGGCUUUAAGUUUCCUAAGAAAACUCUCCUUUUGUUGGGAAAUGAAAAAGAGGGUAUACCAUGCGAUCUUCUACCGUACAUGGACGUGUGUGUGGAAGUCCCUCAACGCGGAGUUCUACGGUCAUUAAACGUACACGUUACAGCCGCCAUUUUCAUUUGGGAAUACAGCAGACAACAUAGUUAG
Molecule: messenger RNA, 4188 nt
Organism: Leptosia nina
Lineage: Eukaryota; Metazoa; Arthropoda; Insecta; Lepidoptera; Pieridae
Source: the annotation of a GenBank genome assembly